AUGGCUGAAGCAUUGGCAGCUAUUGGGCUCGCAAGCAACAUUCUACAAUUCGUCGAGGUUGGCAUCACAGCAGUGCGGUCUGCACAUAAGCUUUACAAAGGUGCCGAUGACCUGUCCAAGGCAGACAAGGAGCUGGAGCUGCUCACGCGAAACGUAAAGUUGACUCUCCAUCGGAUCCAACACAAUGCACAUGUCAAACUUCCUGACGAUCUACGGGCGCUGAUCACGAUUUGUGGUCCGCUCGCAGAUGAACUCCUCAGUCUCCUAGAUAAUCUAAAGAUUGACCCUGAAAAGGACAAGAGGGUUGAGAGCAUGAAGAAGACCUUCAAGGCCUACCGAACACGGCAUGAAAUCAAGGACCUUUCUGAGCGUAUUGAGAAAAUCCGCAUUCGCAUUUGUGAUCAUAUGAACGUCGAGUUCAUGACAAACCUUGUUUGCAAGGAGGUCAAUGUUCUCGUCUUUGAGGACGAACAAGCCAAGUUGCAGAGGACUGCAUGGUCUAUCACUGAUCUUGCAACCGAACGGCCUUGGGAGGCAGUUGACGACAGCAACACGGACAGUCAGCUCAUGUCCAACGUUCCGGCUCGAGCACCAACUUCGUCCCGCGGGCAUUCAAAUCUGAACGGCAAGCAGCUGACUGGUCGCGAAUCUAGAAAACUUGCAGUUCAUGGCCCGACAUUCGGCGAAGGUGUGCGGCAGGCUUUUCAAGAUGACAGACCCCAAGGCUUCCAUGACUUGGUUCGCCUUACAGCAGAGUUCUCCUCCCAAUUACGUUUCCACCGGCCCGCUAAUCGAGUACUGAGAAGUCUACAUUUUAAUGAGAUCAAAGAGCGUCAAGCCGAUGUAACUUCAGCAUACAAGAAUACCUUUGAGUGGAUAUUCGACGAUGGUUCUACUGUGACAUUCCACGAAUGGCUUCGCUCCUCGAAGGAUGAUGGUGUUUACUGGAUUGCGGGGGAUCCUGGGUCAGGGAAGUCCACGUUGAUGAAGUUCCUAUUGAACCACCAAGGGACAACUCGGAUCCUGGAUGAAUGGGCUGGGAAAACCCACUUGGCAACAGGGAACGUCAUCCAAGUCGGACACUUCUUUUGGUCGGCUGGUACCUCGGUACAAAAGUCACAAGAGGGUUUGUUCAGGACGCUCUUGUUCCAAAUCUUUCUGAAGCGGCCGAAGCUAAUCCCUAAACUUUGCCCUCAAAGCUGGGCAGAUGACGAAUUGGCCGGCACGUUCCAAACAUGGACAAGGAGUGAACUUUUUGCCACCAUGAAGAGAUUAACUGAAAUCCUCAGUCCAGACUGUCGAAUAUGCAUGUUUAUUGACGGUCUCGACGAAUACUAUGGCAACCACAAGGAGCUUAUCGACGUCCUCCGUGAGAUAGGAUCCUCGCCCUAUCUGAAAAUAUGCGUCUCGAGCAGGCCGUGGAUAGAAUUCCGGAAUGCUUUCGAACGAGGUCGAUGGAAACUUCAAGUGCAAGAUCUAACACAGAGAGAUAUUCGCAAUUUUGUUACGGGCCAAUUCGAUUCUGUGGAGAUUGUUGAGCUGCCUGAGGAUGACGAUUCUUGGACAACAGAGGCUUUGAUUGAGGAGAUCUGUAGAAGAGCUCAGGGCGUCUUUCUGUGGGUCUUUCUCGUGACCAGGUCUCUGAUUAGAGGAGCAGGAAACGGCGACAACAUGCGCGAUCUCCAAAAACGUCUGAACGAGCUGCCAACCGACCUGGAGAAGUACUUCGAAGUCAUGUUUGACUCCAUCGAGGACUUAUACCGGCAGCGGACGGCAAGGAUAUUCAGCAGCCUAGUCCACGUCGACACGACCUUACCCAUUCUCAUCUUCCACUUCUUUGACGUGGAGGAACAUUGCCCUGAUUAUGCCUACCGGAAGGACAAGAUCAAACCUAUGACCGAAAGCCAGGUGCUUCGGAUCGUGAAGCCUAAAAGGCACCAGCUCAUUGCACAAUGUAGAGAUCUCCUGAAACUCUCCGUCGAUCAACAUGAGCCGGCUAUGCUCAGGGACCGUGCAGGCUUCUUGCAUCGAACGGUCUGGGAUUUCCUCAGAACGGAAAAUAUGACACAACUGCUGAGCCAUCGAUCCGGGCCGGGUUUUGAACCCCGCCUCUCCCUAUCCAACGCAUUUCUCGCCAUGUGCAAGAUCAUACCUCACGAGUGGGUUUCAAGUGGUUUGAUACAAAUGAGUCGCAUCAUGCGCUUUGUUCUUGGCGCCGUAUCGUACUCACAACAGCUCGAAGCGAUGAAUGACUGCGCCGAUGAGCCCAUGCUUGACGAGCUGCAAUCAACCGUGAAGGUGCUGGUAUCUUCGACGAGCUGGCAAAGGUUUACCCCAACCGAAAUGCAUAUCCUUUCUAUCGAGGAUCUGGCCGUGCGCUGUGGUUUGUACCACUAUAUCGGCCUGAAAGUUCCCAAAGCGACAGCCAAAGACAGGGCUCGCCUCCUCCACCAGGCUCUACGUCCUUCACUGAACGUUCACGGAGAAGGGGGGCUCAUCACUUCUGCAGGCACUGGCAUCGACUUGAAAAUGCUCCGCUUGCUCCUCGAUCUCGGCGUCUCUCCAAAUGUUCCGUCCGCUGGCGCGAGGUCUGUCUGGGAACUAUUCAUAACGGAAGUCAGUUCGGCUGCGACUGGUUCUGGGUCACCCCAAGGAGCAUCCACGUUCGAGGCUUGCAGGCUGAUGCUCUCCCAUGGAGCGGACAGGAUUGUAACUAUCAACAAUUCGGAGAUCGAUGUCACUCAGUUCUUGCGCGAUCGAUUUCCAGACCAAGAGCAGUACAUACCGGGGCCGUGCAAUGACAGUCACAGCGAUGAUCAAGGCGUAGCAUCAGGCUUAGUGAGCGCUCUCGGCUCUCUUAUGAAGGGGAUGUGGGGAUAUUGA
Molecule: messenger RNA, 2883 nt
Organism: Neoarthrinium moseri
Lineage: Eukaryota; Fungi; Ascomycota; Sordariomycetes; Amphisphaeriales; Apiosporaceae
Exons: 2
Coding region: 1-2883 (960 amino acids)
Source: RefSeq, a predicted model, not a curated record